AUGUUGUGGAGUAAGGGAACUUCGCGGUCCAGUAAAGAGAUGUUGCUGGUGCUGGGUGUUGGCGGCAUGAAGCAGCGCCAGACAGGCAAGCGCCAAGACAACGUCACUUAG
This is a messenger RNA of Parastagonospora nodorum SN15, 111 nucleotides long. RefSeq lists its product as hypothetical. The transcript is spliced from 2 exons. The record is from RefSeq and is a predicted model, not a curated record. NCBI's taxonomy places the organism in Eukaryota, Fungi, Ascomycota, Dothideomycetes, Pleosporales, Phaeosphaeriaceae. The coding region runs from base 1 to 111 and encodes 36 amino acids.